Messenger RNA from Spodoptera littoralis (African cotton leafworm), 324 nucleotides. NCBI's taxonomy places the organism in Eukaryota, Metazoa, Arthropoda, Insecta, Lepidoptera, Noctuidae. The record is from the annotation of a GenBank genome assembly.
AUGUGCUUGCGCAUUUGCAUAAGGAAUUGGGUGCGCACGCUUCGGUAUCGUCUCGCGGCGUAUUUCUCACGCUACCCGCGGCCAUUGCACGCUCUUGCCAUCACCGCCUCUUCUUGUCUAAUGGCUGUGUCAGCACGUUGCCCCUGUUCAGACCUUUUUUAUUUUCUUCCUACUCGUCAUAGAUAUAGUCACUCAAAACACGAUAGAUCAUCAUUUAAAUACAAACCCGUUUUCAGAAAACCGUUCUGUAAUAUCGCCAGGAAUUUACUAUGUUGGCACAGUAAUGAUGCGUACCGAAAUAAACAAGCGAUGUUAAGUUCAUAA